Molecule: messenger RNA, 1377 nt
Organism: Merops nubicus (carmine bee-eater)
Lineage: Eukaryota; Metazoa; Chordata; Aves; Coraciiformes; Meropidae
Gene: UTP3
Product: UTP3, small subunit (SSU) processome component, homolog (S. cerevisiae)
Exons: 2
Biological process (GO): maturation of SSU-rRNA from tricistronic rRNA transcript (SSU-rRNA, 5.8S rRNA, LSU-rRNA)
Cellular component (GO): small-subunit processome; nucleolus
Source: RefSeq, a predicted model, not a curated record
GACCUGGGCGACGAGGUGGAGGACUUCAACGAGGCGCAGUUCCAGGCGGUGAUGGCGGCCCCGGAGAGCGGCGAGGAGGCCGGAGACAGCGAGGAGGAGGAGGAUGAGGAGGAGGUGCUCCAGCUGCAGCUGCCCGAGGACAGCGAGGAAGAUGGACACGAGAGUGAGGAGGAGGAGGAGGGAGACGAUGGUGAAGAUGAAGACGGGGACCUGUCCAUGGAAAGCGACUUGGAGGACCGCCGUCAGGACACCAAGCUCCCCCAUGAGCUCUCCUGGGGCAAACGCAAGCAGCUCUACUACGACACGGACUAUGGGAGCAGCGCCCAGGCCAAGGGCAAGCGUAGCAAGCAGGAAGUCGAUGCUGAGGAGGAGGAAGAGGAGCAGGAGGCUCAAGUGAUCCAGAGGAGGUUGGUGCAGGACUUAGAGGAAGAUGAUUAUGGGCUGGAUGUGAUUCAGGGCUAUCUGGCCGAGCAACAGAAAACCCAUGAUAGCAAGGGGCGGAAGAUUGACAAGGAUUUGCAGGCUCUUUCUAAGAAGGAGCAGCUCAAACUACUGAAGCAGGAGUCCCCGGAGCUCCUGCAGCUCAUUGAGGACUUUGAAAUCAAGCUCAUGGAGCUCAAGGACGAGCUGCACCCGCUGCUGCAAAUGGUUAAAAACGGCACCAUCCCACAAGGGAAGGGCAGCCGCUAUCUGCAGACCAAAUAUCAGCUCUACCUGAAUUACUGUGCCAAUAUCAGUUUCUAUUUGGUUUUGAAGUCCAAGAGGAUGCCGGUUCGCAGUCACCCCGUCAUCGAGCGGCUGGUUGCUUACAGGACUAUAAUCAAUGACCUAGCAGUUAUAGAUCAGAAGUUAUCCUCACAAGUUCGGAUGCUGUUGAAAAACUACUACAAUAAGAAGGAAGAUAAAAUUCGGAGGGAGAAGAAGUUUGCGGUAUUUCUCCCACUGGAUGUCAAGAAAAACAAAUUCAAACGUGCUCCCGCACUUGCUAAUGGCCGGGCUCCUGCUGGUGAGCCAUCAGAUGAGUCAGACCUGGACGAAGAGGCUGCCCUGAAAUACUACAAAAUGAUGGAGGAGAAGCUGAAGCUGAAGAGGAAGCAAAACGAAGACCAAGACACGGCUGAAGAAGCAGCGGUGUUGGAAGGAGCGGAUCCGGAUAAGAAGAGAGGUGUGACCUAUCAGAUGAUCAAGAACAAGGGCCUGACGCCCAGGAGGAAGAAGAUCGACCGCAACCCCCGGGUCAAGCACCGGGAGAAGUUCCGCCGGGCGAGGAUCCGUCGGCGGGGGCAGGUGCGCGAGGUGCGCAGGGAGGUGCAGAGGUACGGCGGGGAGCACUCCGGCAUCCGCGCCGGCGUCAAGAAGAGCAGGAAGCUGCAGUGA